Terrapene triunguis (Three-toed box turtle) is the source of this 4520-nucleotide messenger RNA. It is a transcript of the gene ENTPD5, whose product is annotated as ectonucleoside triphosphate diphosphohydrolase 5 (inactive). The record is from RefSeq and is a predicted model, not a curated record. Gene Ontology annotation, biological process: nucleoside diphosphate catabolic process. NCBI's taxonomy places the organism in Eukaryota, Metazoa, Chordata, Testudines, Emydidae. Gene Ontology annotation, cellular component: membrane. The coding region runs from base 390 to 1568 and encodes 392 amino acids. Gene Ontology annotation, molecular function: GDP phosphatase activity; UDP phosphatase activity. The transcript has 14 exons.
UAGCAUGAAAUUUCAUGUGCCUCCCUGGUCGAAUAGCUUGCGUGAUAAAUAGUCCAGUCAUGUUAGCUGAAAGCGAAGGUGAAGAAGAGGUGAGUGCAGGCUAAGUCUUCGCUGUCACAGCUUCCCAGUUGUUGUAAAGCUGCCUGUCAGGAAGGAGCAGUUGCCUAAAUCUUGCCUCAGGACUCGCAACCUCAGGCCAGCAUCCCAUAUGUGGAUGUCAGGACGGAGAGAUCCAGCCCUGAGCUCCACUUACAUAAGGUGUGAAUUCAGCUGAGGCUUGAGCUGUCAGGAAAGUCCCAGGAGUGUAAAUCUGAUCCGGAAGCCCAGGAGCUCCUGCAACUCUGUGAACGCUGAUCCAUACUCCAGCUGCCCCAAGGUUUCCUUGCAGGAUGGCAGCUACCUGGCUCGCCAUCUUUCUAAUGCUGGCCCUUUCCUCUAUCUACUGCAUUGUUUCCCAUCCCAGCCCGGAGAUGUGGUUUCAGGGUCUCUUUCCAUCUAGUGUGUGCCUUGCAAAUGCCCGUACCAACACCUUUUAUGGCAUCAUGUUUGAUGCAGGAAGUACCGGGACCCGAAUUCACAUUUACACCUUUGUGCAGAAAAACCCAGAGCAGCCUCCAGAGCUGGAUGGGGAGAUCUUUGAGUCAGUGAAGCCAGGUCUUUCUGCUUAUGUUGAUCAGCCUGAAAAGGGUGCAGAAACUGUGAAAGGAUUGUUGAAAAUGGCCAAAGAAGCUGUGCCACGUAGUCAUUGGAAGGAGACCCCAGUGGUGCUGAAAGCUACAGCUGGACUGAGGCUGCUGCCAGAGCCCAAAGCCCAGGCUCUGCUCUCAGAGGUGAGAGAGGUCUUUGAGGAGUCACCCUUUCUGGUUCCAAAUAACAGUGUUAGCAUCAUGGAUGGAUCUUCUGAAGGGAUCGAGGACGACAACGAAACCUUGGAGCAAACCCCUGUGGAUUUUGUCACCUCAUUUGAAAUGUUCAAUAGCACUUACAAGCUCUACACGCACAGCUAUUUGGGCUUUGGACUGAAAGCUGCCAGACUAGCAACACUUGGAGCCCUGGAAAUGAAAGCAGUGGAUGGACAAAUGUUCCGAAGUUCUUGUUUACCGAAGCGACUGGAGGCAGAGUGGCACUUUGGGGGAGUGAGAUAUCAAUAUGGUGGCAACAGAGAAGGGGAAACAGGAUUUGAGCCUUGCUAUUCAGAAGUGGUGAAGGUCGUACAAGGGAAAUUACACCAGCCAGAUGAGAUUCGCAGACGCUCCUUCUAUGCCUUCUCCUAUUAUUAUGAUCGAGCUGUUGAUACCGACCUGAUAGAUUAUGAAAAGGGAGGAGUUCUAGAAGUGAGAGAUUUUGAAAGGAAAGCUAAAGAAGUGUGUGAUAACAUGGACAGGUACACCUCCGCCAGCCCUUUCCUCUGUAUGGAUCUCAGUUACAUCACUGCCUUACUAAAAGAAGGCUUUGGAUUUGGGGAUAACACACUCUUACAGUUAACAAAGAAAGUGAACAACAUAGAGACAAGCUGGGCCUUGGGUGCCACCUUUCACCUGCUGCAGUCUCUGGGGCUCUCCCACUGAGCCAGCACCCCCUGCAGAACAUUGGCCUUUCCAGAAGGAAGAGAGGGCAAGUUCAAAUUUCCAACUGCAUAGCUCAGCAGGAGUCAGUCCUUCAGCAAAACAUGGAUCGAAGCCAUGGAAUCAAUUCCUCAAGGACUAGGCAGUUCCCAGCUGCAAUGAGAGCAGCCACAGUAUGGUUUCUAAAUAACUUAAUUGCGGUAAUUGAUACAAAAUCUGCCUCCUGAAAGCCAAUGAAGCUGAUUAUACUUAUAAGCAACCCAGACACAGGUUCAGUGAAUGAAUUCAUAGAUGCCCCGUGUUACCAGCAGUUCAGAGUGCUUGUCAUGCCCUGGCAAACUGCAGACCUUUUGUGGCUGAUGCUUGAUAAUUUUUACAUGUAGAACUGAAGUUUGGCCCUGAGAAUUUUAAAAAAUAUAAAUAUUCAAACAUGACAACACAUGCAUUCAACACAGAGUGAAAUCCCCAACGUGUUGUAAACCUCAGUUUUCAAUGUGUUAGCCCUUAGACUGCUUAAUACUGAGGGCUUUUACCCUUUCAGGAUUGGCCAGUUCCAAAGCAAGUGUUUCUUGGGCAGAGAUGAGGGAAGGGUUUUAGCAGAAGGGGUUAGGUUGGCUGUCUUGGUUUGGAAGCCUGGGCCUCUCCCUCCCUGUUCUCCCCCUCUGACCAGUCUCAUGCUAAGCAAUACUGAGUAAGGUAGAACCAGCAUGGAACCAAAAAUCAAUUCUCUGGUCAGAGGAUGCUGGUUAAGGAGCUAUGGUGAGACAAGAACAGAUCAUUUUUCACUUACGUGAGGUGAAAGGGAAAGGAAAAUGGGAGUGGAAGUAACUUGGUUCAUGUUCAAAUUAGAAUCGGACAGAUCCUUCAUUUCCCCCCUUAGGGUUUGUGUUUUAACCCACUGAACUCUAAGUCAAUGAGAGCAGGAACUAUAAUAAUAAUGUUGCAGGGUUGGGCCCAUAACACACAAACCUAAGCUACUGGGGGGGAGGGGAGUGUGGCUGGCCCCUACAACCUCUAUUUUAUACAGCCAUACUCUUAGUACAAGACUCCUGGCAAGUCACUGCACUGGGGUAGAGAAUGUGUCUUUUUUAAUAUCUUAUACAGUUGGUCUGUAGAAACAGGGCACUCAAGGAGGGGGUUGUAGCUUCUCAGUAUUUCCUCCUCUCCCCCAACCCAGGCACUCUGGCAUAACAGUACUUGGUUGUCCAAUGGUAUGUUUCAGAAGUGGCAAUUUUAAUCUCUCAUAGCCUGAAUGGUUAUGUGGAAGCAAAAGCGGGGUUUACAUUUGGAAGUAAAAAGUGCUCUCACGAGAUGGCCCAUAGUGCCAGCUUGCUUCUUCAGCACAGCCUGUUGGGGGCAGUCUUUUCCCUCUCAUGCUAAACUGCCUGCCCCUUCUUUUCCACCUGAGGUGAGGCAAAGCUCCCAUAAUGACCUGAGAAAUUCCCCUGCAACUUCCCAAUAAAACAGGCCAGUCCCUCUAUAGUGUAAAAUACCUCAAAACUGGCCUGUGUUAUACAGGGAAUGUAAGAAGCCUUCACCACCACAUCCUCAUGCAGAAAUGACUGUUCUGUAUUAUUUGCCAGAGGUCAUGGCAGUGCUGCCUAUGCACACAUUACUAGGGAAGUGCAGUCAUCUACUACUUAUAAACCUUGCUUUUAGCAAACUUUUUUUCUGUCUUGGAAUUUUCACUGACUACAAGAUUGGAUGAAGUGACCAAUAGCAUGGCUAGAUGACAUCUGAGAACUAGCUAUUUUAGCCACCCAUUAAUCUGAGCCCUUGCUGUGACAUGUAGCCUGCUGCUUGUUCUAGAUCUGACCUUGGCAGCAGGAAUGAAGCCAGCUGCAUCUAGAGCUGGAAGACAAGGGGAGGGAGUGAGACAAGGGCAACAGAAGACCUACCACCAUCUCCAUAUGUUCAAGCCCUUGGGAGAACUUGGAGAAAGGACUGAUCGUGUUUGGGGGAGGGAGGUAGACAAGAGAAUAGCACAAGUACAGUUCAGAAUAAGUUUUCUUUGUGUUCUUAGUAUCAAGUUCAGGCACUACAGACUCCGUUGGGAGCAUCUGCUUUCUCUGUACCAAAGUUGCAUUAAGUCUGGCAGGCUCAGGGCCUUGAUCUUUUAGUUGUACAGUUUGUAAACUGAAGCAUUGCUGCUGUUGAACAAGGGCCCAAUUGUGCAGUCCUUGCACAAAAUUCUCAACUUGCACAAAAACUGCAGGAUAGAAUCCUAAAUUAUCAUCUGAAUUAUCCCAGAGGUGAGUUGGGGACUUCACCUGCUUCUUCAAAUCCCCAUACCUACCCUAGUGCAAUGAGAUUAUUUAUUAAUAAGCACAAAGUAGCCUUGUAAGAUAAGGGUCCUGAUCUGCAUUAUUGCUGGAGAGGAGAAAGUGCCUGGAUAGAGGACAUUGAUUCUAACAGAAAUGACUGUAGAGCUUAGGGCUAUGUCUGUAUUGUGAGCUAGGGGUGAUUCCCCUGCUCAUGUAUACAUACUCGUGUUGGUUCCCGUUGAGCUAGCAAGUGUAUAAAUAGCAGAGAUGGGCAGAGUACAAACCCGCCUAAAACCAGUGGGUAUGUUCUUGGCAUGGCUCAGCUGGGCUUCCGUUGUCGCUACCCAUGCUAUCACUGCUACAUUGCUAUUUAUACUCCCGCUAGCUCAAUGACAGCUAGUAUGAGUAUGCAUAUACGAGCAGGGGAGUCACACCCCUCGCUUGCAGUGCAGGCAUAGCCUGAGAGAGUUUGCUUUCAGUCACAACCUCACAUUUAAGUCCCCUUUGUAAUGUUAAUUCCUGAUAUUAGUUAAAUGUACAUGAUAGCACUGCUAUAAAAUAUAAAUCCAGUGCUCACAUUGUAUUACAGCAUUAAGUAAUUAAUUGUCUAAUGCAGGAGCCUGGUGUUUGGAACAUUAAGACAAGGCCACUCAAAUGCCUAUUUUAGUAAUUAAAAAGCUAUUUUUAACAA